Molecule: messenger RNA, 1083 nt
Organism: Tuber melanosporum (Perigord truffle)
Lineage: Eukaryota; Fungi; Ascomycota; Pezizomycetes; Pezizales; Tuberaceae
Exons: 2
Coding region: 575-787 (70 amino acids)
Source: RefSeq, a predicted model, not a curated record
CCCUUCCAAUCGCCAUACAAUAAAAUACCCCAGCAUAUCACGCUCUCUGCCAACAUACCCCGUCCAUCCAUAUCGUCCUCGAACUAUUAUACCGAAUGUACCGUCAUACAAUAUACCUAUCAUAUCUAUCAAACCCCUCGAAUGAAAGAAGAUAUUACACCCCCCCUUACCUCUACUCGAGUACGAUAGACAGGUCUGUAGGGUAAGCCAACACCUCUCUCCUUCCAAAAUGCUUCUAUCCAAACAUAAGCGCAUUCGGGAUCACACGGGAUCACUCGCGACCCACAUGCUAGUUACUCCUAGGUGUGUUACGGGACGAGAGCACAACCCCACAAAAGAAAGAUUGGAGUUCUCGGGCCAGCGGGGUUCAAUGGAAAUGGUGUUGUUGUGAAGGAGAAAUGAAAAUGCUUUCAAGAGCCCUGGAGAUACCAGUGAGCAGUGCAGUGCUUGCCAAGACGGAUUACCAGCGUUUGUGUGUUUUAAAAAUAUACAUUGCCACCGACCCCGACGAUGCCCAAGGGCCACAACUCCGGUACUCGAGGUGGUAAAAUUGGGGAAAAAAAUAUGGUACUAUAUGUUUCAGAUCUCCGAGAUCUAUUUCGAAGCAUGCUGCCGGACGAUCUGCGGAAUAAGGCCGGCAUUUGAGCUGUGUGACUUGGCCUUCUCUCCUGGUGGGGCGGAUACCUUACUACCCGAGAAAUUGGUGAAGGAGAAGGUGUGGGAAUCGACAUAUGGGAGGAACGGACGGGCCAGAAAACUCCAGCAGUAUUCCGAUUGCCGUUUCUGACGAUUCGUGGUAAAUUUGGGAGGAAAGGAAUGGGGUGGAAUUGGGGGGUUCUGAGGGUGUGAGAAGGCAAGGGAGUUUUUUUAUUUUUUAUUUAUGAUAUCAUAAUAUUAUUAUUAUUAUGGUAUUAUUAUUGUUAUUAUCAUGUCUUUUUCAAGUUAUGUUCUUUCUAUCUGCGAGGGUUGCCCUGGACGUCUGGAGUUUUGUUGCCCCCAUAGGGUUAGGGCGGCCAGAUGGAUUAAGUGAAUGUUAUCGUAGCCUGUUUUAUGCACUCGAAUUUAAUUCAAUUUCCUUCUUCA